AUGCAGUCAGACCUGGUCACCAGGUCUGACACCAGUGGUGUCGGGCGGCGCCUGGCGGUUGAUUGCCUGGCGCGGCGGCCGCCUGCUCUCGUCGAGGUCGAGCUGCGGGCCGUCGGACGUCGCGGUGGCGAUCGUCCGGGGGGCCGCUCCGCCAUGGUCAGUGGGCUGCGGCCCGUGCGGGCGCGCCAUGUGCUUCGUAGUGCCCCGGAAGUGAUUGACGAGCUCGUGUGUCGAGCGAGGGUGGCCUGCAACGCAACUUGCGUCGCACCCACCGACUGCACGGGGCGCGGCGAAGGCGCAACCGCUGCGCUCUCCAGGGCCUGGGUCCCUCGGGCCUGGUGUGCGUCGCCAGGUGCAGUUCGUGAGCCUGAUUCAAAUGAUUCAGACUCUACCUCGGCGCUGGGGCUGAUCAGAGAUGUUGCGCUGGCCGCAACACGCGCUGCUGGACGGAGGAGAGACUGGGGUCCUCUGCUGCCGAACAGCUCGGGAUUUGCCCCACCAGGACGUUUCCGCGCGCUCCGAAGCCAUCACGACUGUCCUCCAGAUCGAUAUCAUGUCGGAGGGGCAAGAUUCACGCGUGUUCGUCAGCUUCAUUCGUCGUGCGGAAGCCAUACCUCGCGCACCGCUGCACAGCCGCGGUCCCUGCGCGAAGAAAUCCUCAACGUCCCGAACGCGAUCUCGGUAGCCCGGCUCCUCUCCUCGCCGCUCAUCUUCAGCCUGAUCGUCCAAGAGCGCUGGGACGUGGCGUUGCCGGCACUCGCGCUCUCCGGGGCGAGCGACUGGGCCGACGGCUUCGCGGCGCGGAAGCUGAAUCAGGAAUCCGUGCUCGGCACCUACCUCGAUCCCGUCGCGGACAAAGCCCUCGUCGGCGCCACCGUCGCCGCCCUGUACGCCCAGGGCUCCCUCCCGCUGCCCACCGUCGGCAUCAUCCUCUUCAGGGAUGUGUAUCUCAUUGGCGGGAGUCUUCUGGCCCGCGCCAAGCACCUGCAGGGGCACCGUCUCACUCCGAGGACGUUCUUCCAGCUCGCGCCGGGGCCCUCGCACGGCCAGGCGUCCGCUCCGGCGAUCGAGCCGGUGCGUCCAACCCUCCUGAGCAAGGCAAACACGUGCUUGCAGUUGGCGCUGGCCGGCGCUGCGAUCACGGGACAGGCGUACGGGGUGCCGCCGGCGGAGGCGAUCGGUGCGCUGCAGGUCGCGACCGUCGCGACGACCGUGGGGUCGCUGGCGCAGUACCACCGACGUUUUGCCCGCGUGUGGGGGCGCCCGCUGGGCUAG
Messenger RNA from Pedinophyceae sp. YPF-701, 1275 nucleotides. NCBI's taxonomy places the organism in Eukaryota, Viridiplantae, Chlorophyta, Pedinophyceae. The record is from the annotation of a GenBank genome assembly.